CCUUCCAUCCUUUGCUCACAUUGCUCUUCCCUUCGGUGGGAAAAUUCCUGCUGGAACAUCCACGGUGGAUUUGAACUCGGGAAUUGUAUUGGAAAAGCUGGGAUCUGCAACACACGCUGGAGGAUUUUCUUCCAUGUUCUUUCUUAUAUUGUUCAGAAAACCAUCAUGUUGAUGUGGAUCAUGGCUUCCUGAUCAGAUCUUCCUGACCACUGUCUUCUCUUUCCCUGGACUCAUCAUUGGCUCAGUGAUGAACCACACACCCAGUCCCCACAUGACAGAGGCCGCCAAGUCCGGGGCAGGCUUGUUGUGCGGCCUGGGCUUGGGCCCGGAUCGGGUGCGUUCUCCAGACAGCCUGACCCACACGCCCAGCCCGUCAGGGGGAACGCCCAGUUCCAGCCCUCCUCUGCUGCUGUCUCCAGGGCUGGGCUGCGAUGGCGGCGGGGACUGGGAGAGCCGCGAGGAGCUGCGUCUGCGUGAGCUGGAGGAGGCGCGGGCGCGGGCGGCUCAGAUGGAGAAGACGAUGCGCUGGUGGUCAGACUGCACGGCCAACUGGAGGGAGAAGUGGAGUAAAGUGCGGGCCGAACGCAACAGGGCGCGGGAUGAGGUCAGGCAGCUGAGACAACGUCUGGAUGCCCUUACCAAAGAGCUGACGGGGGCACGGCGAGAGCGUCAAGAGCUGGCGGCCGAAAACGAACAACUGCGCCUAGAGGCCCAAAGAGUCCGAGCUGAACAGAACUCCCCAGCGAACGCUUCCACUGCACCAGCAUCCAACUCCUCAACUGCCUCCACACACUCCAACCAGCCACGGGAACCAGACAUCAAGCAGGACAACCAGGAUGAGGAGAACGUUAGAGAUGGCCCAGGCUCUCCAGAGCAGGAACCUGUGAGAGAUGUAGACACUGACAAACCAGACAAGCAGAGGGAGUUGGAGUUAUUGGAGGCUCUUCUCAGGGCAAAGUCAGAGGCUCCAGACUCUUGGGACAUUCGCAGUGCCAGUAGCUUGCGCUCAGUUCUCAGUCGGCAGGACCGGAGCAGACUGCUGUGGGAGGAUCUGGCUGCCCUGGAGGAGGACUCUAGCAAGCUCAACGCUCUCCAGCUACGCCUGGAUGAGUCCCAGAAAGUCCUGCUGAAAGAACGAGAGGAUAAGCACGCACUCAUUAAGAACAUCGAGAAGCUGGAGGUGGAGCUGAGCCAAUGGAAACUCAAAUAUGAGGAACUGAACAAGAGCAAACAAGAGGCCCUAAAACAGCUGAACUUGUUGAAAGAGGUGCAUCAGGAUGAGCUGGGCCGCAUGUCUGAAGAUCUGGAGGAUGAGUUGGGGGCUCGUACUAGCAUGGACAAAAAACUGGCAGAGCUCCGUACAGAGAUGGAACGUCUGCAGGUGGAGAACGCAGCAGAGUGGGGUCGUCGGGAGCGUCUGGAGACAGAAAAGCUGGCUCUGGAGAGGGAAAACAAAAAGCUGCGCGCCCAGAUGGAAGACCUGGAGGAGCAGCUGGCACGCAAACGCAGGCAGGCAGCCAGCGCCCUGGACACCGACCUCAAGACCAUCCAAUGUGAGCUGUUUGAGAGGAACAAGGAGCUGGCAGAUUUGCGGCACGUCCACUCCAAGGUUAAAAAACAGUACCAGGAGAAGAUGGCCGAGCUGGCACAUGCUAACCGGCGUGUAGAGCAGCACGAGACGGAAGUUAAGAAGCUUCGACUGAGGGUGGAGGAACUAAAGAAAGAGCUGGGCCAAGCUGAAGAUGAGUUGGAUGAGGCUCAUAAUCAGACCAGAAAGCUACAGAGGUCCUUGGAUGAGCAGGUGGAGCAGACAGAGAACCUACAAGUUCAGCUGGAGCACCUACAAUCCAGGCUAAGGCGUCAGCAGAAUCCUGGCCUCUUUGGCAAGAUGAGGACAUCAGCUUCAUCGCGUUUUGUGCCUGAGGACGCAGAAGCCCCCCCUAGCGACCCAGAUGAAGAUGAGGAAGAAGAACUGCAGCUCCAGAUCCCCUAAAGUGUUCGCGUCAGACCUGGGAAUGUACGAAAGACUUAAAGAUUGCACCCGAGCAUUUCACCUUCCCCUUCAUUUCAUCUCUCAGCUGAAUCCAGAAGAGGACAGACACUUCACAACCCUCAGCAGACAGAUAAACACAACGAUUUUUCAGUAGUCCGUUUUCAACAGCUUGAAAAGUGUGUGCCAGGGCCAAUACAGUGCUUUAAACUAAAAUCUGCUUGUGUCUCCAUCAAUAUAUUGCUGGUUUAUAGUCCAAGAUGGCACAUAGAUGAUCAAUAUAAAGAUACACAUGGUUCAUAGACCAUUGUCAGACCCAGUUGUUGGAAACCUAUGACUUUUGAGGGUCAUGCAAGCACUAAAAAGCCCCUUUGAUGCUCAUAGAAUGCACAUGGCACAGAUCCAAGCCUGAAAAAAGCCAAUUGUAACUUGUUCAUGUUUUUAAACAGUGAUGCCCUGGAAAUAAAUUGACAAGGUCUGGACUCAUCACAUUACAUUCCCAUCUCUUAUCUGACCUACAAAAGCACCCAUGCGUCCAUACAGUACCUCUGUGUUUCUGCUUCAUGUACUGUUUACGUGUGUUCCCUGCCUCCUCUUUUUUUUUUUUUUUUCAUCACCUGCAUUAUAAUUUUUUCUUGUCACCCUUUCAUUUCAAUUGUUCCCGUUUGCUCUUCCCAUUCAUUUUGAUUUCUUAUUUAAUCUUUUGUCAGCCCUCCCACACACCCCCAUCCCUUAACGCCAACUCUCACAUCAAUAUUCAAAACAACCCAUUCAGAACAUGAUGAUUAUGUUUCCUGUGUCUGGGGAACAUUUUGUUUCUGCUGUGUUGUUACUGAAGAGGCAGACAACUGCUUAGUUUUUUUGACAGUAGUCCUGUUUUAAUUGUCCCAAAGUUUUUCUUGGUGAACAGAUAAAUGUGUUUCUGUCUUUGCAGUGGAGGUCUUGUUUUAUAUAGGAAGUAGGGAGGGGGGAUCAUGGGUAGUUUGUGUUGGGUAGUCGGUUGGUUUCUUAUUAAAUAUAUACAAGAAUAAUUGCUUUCCCCUUUUGCAUUUCAACCCGUUGAAAGGGACUGGCGCAUUUAACAAAUGUUCUGUUAAACAGAUUUUUAAGCAAUAUUAUACUGUCUACAUCUGCAGUGGGGACCAAUACUGACUCAUCUUCAACUGGGACAUUUGUACUGGUCAUAUUAAAGUAUUUAUCAGAUGUUUGUUUUUUACCUAAGUGGCCUGUAUUACAGUUUUUGUAUUUGUUUGUGUUUGUAUUUUACCUCUAUAAAUGUUAAGUGUAUAUACAGUAAAUAUUGGCUGUCUGACUGUUAUUUAGUGUCAAAUGUGUGUGAUUUAAUCUACAUUGAGUUUGAUUGUGUGUAAAAGCAGGACGUAAAGGAAUAGUUCAUCCAAAAAUAAAACAAAAAUGUCAUUUACUCACCCUCAUGUCAUCCCAAACCUGUGUGACUACCUUUUGUUCUACAAAUC
Onychostoma macrolepis is the source of this 3465-nucleotide messenger RNA. It is a transcript of the gene ccdc102a, whose product is annotated as coiled-coil domain containing 102A. Bases 248 to 1993 code for a protein of 581 amino acids. The record is from RefSeq and is a predicted model, not a curated record. The transcript has 9 exons. Lineage: Eukaryota; Metazoa; Chordata; Actinopteri; Cypriniformes; Cyprinidae. Gene Ontology annotation, cellular component: myosin complex.